Molecule: messenger RNA, 2523 nt
Organism: Myotis daubentonii (Daubenton's bat)
Lineage: Eukaryota; Metazoa; Chordata; Mammalia; Chiroptera; Vespertilionidae
Gene: TYSND1
Product: trypsin like peroxisomal matrix peptidase 1
Biological process (GO): regulation of fatty acid beta-oxidation; protein processing
Cellular component (GO): peroxisome
Molecular function (GO): serine-type endopeptidase activity
Source: RefSeq, a predicted model, not a curated record
AGGCCAGAGUCCGUGUUUGCGCUGGUCGCUCCCAGCCCGGGGCGGCGCUGCGUGGGGUCCGCAGGUCCAGGUCGGGGUUCUAGCUAGCUCCCCGGUUCUCCGGGAAGCCGGGGCGCACGGUCCCGGAGGCAUGGGGCGACAGUGGCGGCCCGCCAUGAGGGCAGCCGAGCAAGCGGGCUGCGUGGUGAGUGCCUCCCGGGCCGGGCAGCCCGAGGCGGGCUCCUGGAGCUGCAGCGGGGUGAUCCUGAGCCGCAGCCCGGGCCUGGUGCUGUGCCACGGGGGCAUCUUCACCCCCUUUCUGCGGGCCGGCAGCGGGGCGCUGACCGCGGCCGGCGCCGCCUUCCUGCCCGGCGACAGUUGCAGCGACGAUCUGCGCCUGCACGUGCAGUGGAGCCCAACGGCCGCGAGUCCCGCGGGUCGCGCGGAGCGGGGCCGCCCUGGGCUGUGCACGCCCCAGUGUGCGGGCCUGGAGCCCGGCCCGCCCGCCCGGCCCCGCGGGCAGCCCCUGCGGCCCCCGCACCCCGCCGAGCUGCUGCUGCUGCUGAGCUGCCCGGCCUUCCGGGCCCACUUCGCGCGCCUCUUCGGGAGCGAGCCGGCCGAGCAGUGGCGCUUCGCGAGCGCGGCGCCGGACGAGGAGGUGUCGGAGGACGAGGAGGAGGAUCAGCUGCGAGCGCUGGGCUGGUUUGCGCUGCUGCGUGUGAGGCACGACCCCGAGGAGGAGGUGGACUGGCGCGGGCCGGCAGUGGCCGUGGCGCCGCUCGGGGCCGUGCCCAAGGGCGCGUCGCUGCUGGCCUGUGGCUCCCCGUUCGGGUCCUUCUGCCCCGACAUCUUCCUCAAUACGCUCAGCCGCGGCGUCCUCAGCAACGCGGCGGGCCCGCUCCUGCUCACCGAUGCGCGCUGCCUGCCUGGUACCGAGGGCGGCGGCGUGUUCGCCGUGCGACCCGCGGGGGCCCUGGUGGCGCUGGUGGCGGCGCCCCUCUGCUGGAAGGCCCGCGAGUGGGUGGGCCUCACGCUGCUCUGCGCCGCCGCACCUCUCCUCCGCGCCGCCCGUGCGGGGCUCGGCCGCCUGUGCCCGGAUGCCGCUGCCCUGGCCGCUCUCCUGCCGCCCGAGGUGGGCGCCCCGUGGGGCCCGCCCCUCCGAGACCCUGGGCCCCCGUGGGCAGCCGCGGCCGUGCUGGUGGAGUGUGGCACCGUCUGGGGCUCCGGAGUGGUCGUGGCGCCCCGCCUCGUGGUGACCUGCCGGCAUGUGGCCCCCCGCGAGACGGCCAGAGUCCUGGUGCGCCCCACCACCCCCAAGAGUGCCAAGAUCUGGGGACACGUGGUGUUUGCCACUCAGGAGACAUCUCCGUAUGACAUAGCCGUGGUGAGCCUGGAGGAAGAACUAGAGGGUGUCCCCGUGCCGGUGCCCACUGAACAUUUCUACGAAGGCGAGGCUGUCAGCGUGGUGGGCUUCGGCGUUUUUGGCCAGGCUUGUGGGCCCUCGGUGACCUCGGGCAUCCUGUCAGCUGUGGUGCAGGUGGAUGACGCACCGGUGAUGCUGCAGACCACAUGUGCUGUGCAUGGCGGCUCCAGUGGGGGACCCCUCUUCUCUACCUGCUCAGGGGACCUCCUGGGGAUUGUCGCCAGCAACACCCGGGACAAUAACACCGGGGCCACCUACCCGCACCUGAACUUCAGCAUCCCCAUCACGGUGCUCCAGCCGGCCCUGCAGCAGUACAGUCAGACGGGCGACAUGGGCGGCCUCCGGGCGCUGGACCACGCUGCCGAGCCAGUGAGGGUGGUGUGGCGGCUGCAGCGGCCCCUGGCAGAGGCCCCGCGGAGCAAGCUCUGAGCCUGUGUCACCCUCGAGAGGAGAGCGACAUUUUAUGCCCUGGGAAGUGCGAACGUGAUGGCAGCCUCGGGAUCCUGUCACAGCAGCCCAGCUGGGCAGCCCCCCAUCAGCACCCGCCGUGCUUGGCGCUGGUGUCUGGAUCAAAUUUCUCCUCAGCCCCCUGGGCCUCCAAGCCAGUAGCCCCUUUUGGGGUACUCCCUCCAGCCUUCACCCCUCUCCUCUCCCUGGCAUAGACACAGCUCUGUUGUUCCCCAUCUGGGGGCCCAGCACAGCUGCACAGAGUCCUGGUCCUGACAGACAUGUUGGCUGGAAGGCAGGCCCAGCCCUGGGUUCGAGUCUCCCCUGUCUCGCGAUGGCCACUGGCUCCUCUGCUCUCCGUCAGAAUUAGCAGCUGACAGAGCACUGGCGCUUCCUCAGAAAACCUCGGCACAGAGGCUCUGCUCUGAAGACCGGAGAGAAGGAAAGCGACGUCUACUCCCUGUUCUGCCAGACCUUUGGGGAGAGAGAUUCCCUGAAAGUCAGGACUCCUGGGUCUUCAUCUGUCGUGUCCGUGACCCACAGGGGCACUCUGCCAUAGUGCCUUAGUUUUCCAGCCCAUACAAUGGGUCUCAGGGAUCUUGGGAGGUGGAGAGAGGAUUAUCAGGUGUCCGGUUGAGGUUUGGGAAUAAACAGGACCUAUGGAAGGAACUGUA